AUGCUUAGUAAUACACUUAUUAUUGCCUGUUUAUUGGUGAUAGGGACAACCAUAGCGCUAAUAGCAGUGCAAAAGGCAUCCUCCAAGACAGGGAUCAAGCAAAAAAGUUAUCAACCAUCUAUUAUCAUUGCAGGUCCUCAAAAUUCUGGAAAAACGAGCUUGCUUACGCUGCUAACCACAGAUUCAGUAAGACCAACUGUUGUUUCUCAAGAACCGUUAUCAGCAGCGGAUUACGAUGGUUCCGGCGUCACGUUAGUGGACUUCCCAGGCCAUGUCAAGUUGCGUUAUAAACUCUCAGAUUAUUUGAAAACAAGAGCCAAAUUUGUUAAAGGGUUGAUAUUUAUGGUAGACUCAACAGUUGAUCCUAAGAAAUUAACAACAACAGCUGAGUUCUUGGUAGACAUAUUAUCAAUUACUGAAUCUAGUUGCGAAAAUGGUAUUGAUAUCUUAAUUGCAUGCAAUAAAAGCGAAUUGUUCACUGCAAGACCACCAUCAAAGAUCAAGGAUGCUUUAGAAAGCGAAAUUCAAAAGGUUAUUGAAAGAAGGAAAAAAUCGUUGAACGAGGUUGAAAGAAAAAUUAACGAAGAAGAUUAUGCAGAGAAUACACUAGACGUUUUACAGUCUACCGACGGGUUCAAAUUUGCAAAUUUGGAAGCAUCUGUAGUUGCUUUUGAGGGCAGUAUUAAUAAAAGAAAAAUUUCCCAAUGGCGCGAAUGGAUAGAUGAAAAACUGUAA
Molecule: messenger RNA, 735 nt
Organism: Saccharomyces cerevisiae S288C
Lineage: Eukaryota; Fungi; Ascomycota; Saccharomycetes; Saccharomycetales; Saccharomycetaceae
Gene: SRP102
Product: Signal recognition particle receptor subunit beta
Exons: 1
Coding region: 1-735 (244 amino acids)
Cellular component (GO): endoplasmic reticulum membrane
Source: RefSeq, marked reviewed